Panicum hallii is the source of this 659-nucleotide messenger RNA. RefSeq lists its product as uncharacterized. The record is from RefSeq and is a predicted model, not a curated record. Lineage: Eukaryota; Viridiplantae; Streptophyta; Magnoliopsida; Poales; Poaceae.
AAAAGGAAUCCCAGCCGUCCAAUGGAGGAGAACCUCCUCCUGUCCAGAAGACGCCGCAGCCGUCGCCAAAAUUCCCCAAUCCGCCGCGGAGAGCCGGAGAGAGGGGCGCAGCCAGAGAGAUCGGAGAAGAGGAAGAAAAUGGUGCGGGUGGCGACCUACUUCGCGAUGACCUUCGGGGCGUUCCUCUUCUGGCAGUCUAUGGACAGGGUCCACGUCUGGAUCGCUCUCCACCAGGACGAGAAGAAAGAGAGGAUGGAAAGGGAGCUGGAGAUAAAGAGAAUGCAGGCAGAGCUAAUGGCCCAAGCUAAGAGAGUGAUUCAUGAUUAUCAUUUGGCCAAUGGUUUCAGGCAGUUCCUUUAUCAUAUUUCCUCUGCUGUAUUUCCAAGUGAUAUCUUGACUGAUGUAUGCUUGACACCUCCAAUAAACCGAGAGAUGCCAUAACUUUGUUGAAUGCAAGCGGAUAUGCUCAUGUUGAAUCAUUGCAAUUUGUAGAACAGCACAAACCUGGCCAGCUUGCUUGGAACAAAAGGCUUUGUUAUUGUUGUUGUUUUGUUCUUGUUAUAGAACAGCCGACUCAACACUCAGAUUUUCUGUCUGAUUAUAAGGUGUUGUUUUGUACUGAUAUUCCAUUCUUCACUUGAAGAAACCCUUGUUGGGAA